Poecilia latipinna (sailfin molly) is the source of this 1286-nucleotide messenger RNA. Its product is annotated as hepatitis A virus cellular receptor 1 homolog. Lineage: Eukaryota; Metazoa; Chordata; Actinopteri; Cyprinodontiformes; Poeciliidae. The record is from RefSeq and is a predicted model, not a curated record. Gene Ontology annotation, biological process: apoptotic cell clearance; cytoskeletal rearrangement involved in phagocytosis, engulfment. The transcript is spliced from 7 exons. Gene Ontology annotation, molecular function: phosphatidylserine binding. Bases 270 to 1019 code for a protein of 249 amino acids.
CUGACCAUAGUGACGUCUGUGUCAACAUUUCCGAUCGCUGCAUAUUUUCUUCGACUUAAACAUCAGCCUACAUUUGUUGCGAAUAAGUAGGAGUCAUUUCAAAUGUAUUGAAGCAGAGGUGAUAGAUCACAGUCCUAGGACUCCUUGCUCAUAUGAAGAAUUAAGAUCUAAAUGCAGAAAGGCGCUGUGCUGAUUUCCUUCCUUAUUUCUUUGAAGGAAAAAGGGAACUUCAUAAUUUGGCUAACAAAGGACAGUCUGGACCAGAGUGUAUGUGGUGGCAGAAAUACAUGGUAGCCUCUCUUAAGGAUAUGCUUACACAGUACCCUACACCAAUGUGUGGUCUUUUGAUUCCUUUCCUUCUCAUCCUGAUCCAAGUAUCAUCCUGCACCAUUACAGUCACUGGGUACAUUGGGCAGGAUGUCACUCUGCCCUGCAGCUAUGAUGUCCAAGCUAACGGAAUCGUCAGUUUCUGCUGGGGACACGGGCAGGUGCCCCGGUCCAAAUGUAGCAACACGGUCCUCUCGUCGGAUAAUGGGGAUGUGACUUUCAGAGAGUCCCCCAGGUACCAGCUGCUGAGCCAGGUCAUGCAGGGUGACAUUUCCUUGACCAUCGUUAAAGCUCAGAAAACAGAUUCUGGGGUCUACGGCUGCAGGGUGGAGAUUCCUGGCUUGUUCAACGACCAAAAGAUCAACGUACACCUGAUUAUGGAAGAAGCUCCUAUGGAAGAACUUGACGUCCAAAGCACAACAGAGGCUGUCACUGUGACAGUAAGCAAAGGCUCAAAAAUACCAAAAAUUCAGAGUGUAACAAGUCAGGUUAAUUUUUCACUACAUGAAAAUUUCAAAGCCCUCUUAGAAGCAGAGAACAUUGGGAGGAUUGCAGCUAUUUUCUUCCUCACCAUAAUCCUAAUCCUCAUCCUCAUCAUCAGGAGGAAGGUCCUGAUGGGGAGGACGACACGUCAGCAGCUCAACACCAAGACAGCCGAAAAUAUUUACGAGACCAUCCCUAUGACUCAAUGAUGCUCUGCAUCAGGGAAACAGAUACAACAGAGGAAUAUAAAUGAUGCUUCAUUACAUGGCUCUCCGUGAGAAAACAGGACUCAGAAAUGGCGUUGGAGUAACCACAUAUUUGUAAAAGAGGAAGCUGUCGCAGGCUGCUGAAUAGUUUUAUCCACAUUCUAAGAAGUCCUUGGCUCAUUAAGCGGCCACGCUGUGUUUUUAACACUGUUUGUAAUUAACAGUAUCAACUUGUUAAAUUGAAUAAAGUUUUGUCUUUGUAAACUUGAA